Messenger RNA from Microthlaspi erraticum, 699 nucleotides. The record is from the annotation of a GenBank genome assembly. Lineage: Eukaryota; Viridiplantae; Streptophyta; Magnoliopsida; Brassicales; Brassicaceae.
AUGGCUUCUCUCUUGUUAACAGUUUCUUUUCUCUUUGCAACAUUGUCUUCUAAAUAUCUUGUUGGUUUAUCACUAAAUCCAGUUGAUUCUUGCUGGCGAGGAAACCCUAAUUGGGCGUCUAGCCGUCAUGCCCUAGCCAACUGCGCGGUAGGGUUCGGGAAAGCCGCAAUAGGAGGCAAACACGGGCCGAUCUACGUGGUUACAAACCCGUCAGACGAUCCUAGGCACCCUAAACCCGAAUCCCUAAGAUAUGGGGCGAUCCAAUCUAAACCACUAUGGAUCACAUUCGCACGUGACAUGGUAAUAGUGUUGAAAUACGAGCUCCUCGUGAGCAGCUACAAGACGAUAGACGGGAGAGGAGCAAAAGUGGAAAUAACCAACGGGCCGUGCAUAACGUUAAAACGUGUGAGUCAUGUCAUUAUUCAUGGGAUAAGUUUCCAUGGUUGUAGAACCGGUUUGGUGAGAAGAGGGUCAUGGGAUGGUGACGCGAUACGCGUGUUUCAGUCUACACAUGUUUGGAUCGACCAUUGUUCCUUUGCUCGGUGUCAAGAUGGUUUGGUCGAUGUGAUUCAUUCUUCUACGGCUGUAACUAUCACUAACAGUCACUUCACACAUCACGAAAAAGUAAGUACGUAUAUGUAUAUAUUCGUUAUUAGAUUCCUUAUGAUUGAAUCGAUGAUCUUGUCAUUCCAUUCAUGA